Photinus pyralis (common eastern firefly) is the source of this 3428-nucleotide messenger RNA. It is a transcript of the gene kz, whose product is annotated as probable ATP-dependent RNA helicase kurz. Gene Ontology annotation, biological process: maturation of SSU-rRNA from tricistronic rRNA transcript (SSU-rRNA, 5.8S rRNA, LSU-rRNA). The coding region runs from base 69 to 3389 and encodes 1106 amino acids. NCBI's taxonomy places the organism in Eukaryota, Metazoa, Arthropoda, Insecta, Coleoptera, Lampyridae. The transcript is spliced from 5 exons. Gene Ontology annotation, cellular component: intracellular anatomical structure; nucleolus. Gene Ontology annotation, molecular function: RNA binding; ATP binding. The record is from RefSeq and is a predicted model, not a curated record.
AACUUGUCAAAGAAAUGUGAUGUAAACAUAACCUAUUUUUGCUCUAACCUAGAAACUACAAUAAAAACAUGAGGAAAAAGAGUUACAAUUGGAAAGGCAGGGAAGUUGUCGACACGGUAAUUGACAAUACCGAGACAAACAAGAUACAUCUUGAUUUGAACGUAAAGGGCACCUACGACCAAUCCAAUGAGCUAGUUUUACCAUCGAAGAAGCGCAAAACGAAGAUCAAAAACGACAAGUCGAAGGUGACCAGAAUUCUGAGCAAGAAGCAACGAAAACGGCUCGAGAAAGUCGUCGAGAAGAAGAAGAAGAAGGAAGGUCGCGCCGAGCUAUUGGAGGCCUUGUCGCAGGUGCAGGCCACGCCGGAGGAACUGAGCGGCUAUACGUCGAUCGCGUCGAUCCAGACGAUCGGUUUGAAGCGGUACUUCGCCGAUCAGCAGGGGGGUAAAAAAGAGAGGGUGAAAUCGGACGGUGACGAACGCCCCUUUAAGAUUAACAGUAUCGCCGGAUCGAAACGUAAACGUAUAUCUCUCGCUCGAGAGGCACAGAGGGACGAUCCGAAUGUCAUAGGGUUCGAAUCCUCGGGCUCGGAUUCUGAGAGUAGCGACGAGUCCUUGAAAAAAGUGAAAGUAGAUGAAGAACCGCCUGAGGUAGAGGUCGUCAACGGUACAAAUGCCCAAAUCGAAGAUCAGGCAGGUACCGUUAAUGGUUCAGAAGAGAUGCCGGUUGAAGAAGUUAAGGCAGUGGAUCGUAAGCCGGCAAUAUUCGUGCCGGUCAAUCGUUCGGCGGUUGUACAAAAGGCUCGACUGAAACUGCCCAUACUCGCAGAGGAACAGGAAAUUAUGGAGCAGAUCAAUCAGAACUCUUUCGUGGUGCUUGCAGGUGAAACUGGCAGCGGCAAGACGACGCAGGUCCCCCAAUUUCUCUACGAAGCCGGCUACGCGUUAAAGAAAAUGAUCGGUAUAACCGAACCGAGACGAGUGGCGGCGAUUUCGAUGUCGCAACGCGUCGCGCACGAAAUGAAUCUGACAACGGACGAGGUUUCCUAUCUCAUACGUUUCGAGGGGAACGUAACCGACAGGACCAAAAUUAAGUUUAUGACAGACGGCGUUCUCCUGAAGGAGAUUCAAGGCGACUUUCUCCUCGCGAAGUAUUCGGUGAUCAUACUCGACGAGGCGCACGAACGGUCGGUCUACACCGACAUAUUAAUCGGGCUAUUGUCGCGAAUCGUGCCGCUUCGUCAAAAGCGCGGCGAUCCGCUGAAGUUGAUUAUAAUGUCGGCCACGCUUCGCCUGGAGGAUUUCACGCAGAAUCUGCGACUGUUUAAGGUUCCCCCGCCCGUGAUUAAGGUGGAGACGCGCCAGUUUCCCGUUACGAUUCACUUCAACAAGAGAACCUUCGACAACUACCUCAAGGAGGCGUACACCAAGAUCGUGAAGAUACACAAUAAGUUGCCCGACGGUGGGGUGUUGGUUUUCGUGACGGGGCAGCGCGAGGUGAAGACGCUCGUGCGCAAGUUACGCAAGGCGUUUCCGCUGAAACAGUCCACGGGUAUUGAAGAUCAUCUGAAGAAAACCUUGCGACAGGCGAAGAAGAAGAAAGGGGUUACGCCCAUUGACUUGGAUGAUUACAGUGUGCCAGGUGAUAACGAGGAGAGUGGCGACGAGAGCGAUUACGACUCUGAUAUCGGUGACGGUGUCGUGCACACUAAUAAACCCUUGUGGGUGCUGCCAUUAUUCUCCCAGUUGCCCUCUGGAAAGCAGGCCCAGGUCUUCCAGCCCCCACCUGAAGGCUGCCGACUGUGCAUCGUGAGCACGAACGUAGCCGAAACCAGCUUGACGAUUCCCAACAUCAAGUACGUGGUAGACACGGGGAAGACCAAAGUAAAGCUCUACGACAAGGUGACAGGGGUCACCAGCUACAUGGUGACCUGGACGAGCAAAGCGUCGGCGAGCCAGAGGUCGGGACGUGCGGGGCGUAUCGGACCAGGGCACUGCUACCGCCUCUACUCCAGCGCGGUGUACAACGACGCAUUUCAAGAGUUCGCGGUACCGGAAAUUCAGCAAAAGCCAGUCGACGACCUGUACCUGCAGAUGAAGUGCAUGAACAUUGACAAGGUCCAGAAUUUCCCCUUCCCCACCGCUCCCGAUUUGAUGCAACUGAAGACGGCCCAAAGUCGCUUGGAAAUACUCGGCGCGCUGAAGGAGUCCCGAGUCACGCAGCUCGGGAGGGCGAUUGCGAGAUUUCCGGUUCUUCCACGCUACGGAAAAAUGCUCGCCUUGAGCCACCAGCAGAAUCUGUUACCUUACACCAUCUGCAUUGUUGCCGCGCUCUCCGUGCAGGAGGUUCUCCUGGAGACGCCAAUCGCGCAGUCGCCGAUGGAAGCGAAAACGCUGAGGCAGAAGUGGGUGGCUACACGAAAGCAGUGGGCCGGCGUCGGUAAUUCCCUACUGUUGGGCGACCCCAUGGUGCUUCUACGUGCCGUCGGCGCCGCCGAGUACGCCAACGCUGACGGUAAGCUGGAAAGCUUCUGCACGGAAAACGGUCUUCGACACAAAGCCGUCAUCGAAAUCAGAAAGCUGCGCAUUCAGCUGACGAACGAGAUAAAACUAAACGUACCCGACGCCGAUAUCAUAGUCGAUCCGAAACUGCCACCGCCCACCGAUCUCCAAGCCAAACUCCUACGUCAAAUUAUGCUCGCCGGCAUGGCCGACCAGGUGGCGCGCAAGCUCGAUCCCGACGAACUCGCCGAAGGCGAAGACAAGGCGAAGUUCAAGUACGCCUACCGCGCCAACAACAUGGAGGACCCCGUCUUCCUCCACCAAGGCUCGGUACUCAAAAAAACCCUGCCCGAAUUCUGCAUAUUCCAAGAGAUCUACGAGACGAACAAGAUGUACAUGCGAGGAGUGACGGCGAUCGAACCCGAGUGGUUGGCGAUCUACGCUCCGGGCGCGUGUCACUUCAGCGAACCCCUACUCGAGCCCGAGCCGCGCUACGACCCCUCCGCCGGCAAACUGUACUGCACGGUCUCGGCGACCUUCGGUCCGCAGGCCUGGUCGCUGUCGAACGCCGAAAUCGAAUUCCCGAAGUCGAUCGACGCGUACAGGUGGUUCGCGCGCUGUUUCCUCGAGGGUAAAGUCUGCCCCAAGCUGAAGAAGUACUGCGUUCACCUGCUCAACAGUCCGAGUAUGAUGAUUAAAACGUGGGCGAAGUUGCAAUCGCGUACCGAGGUUUUGCUCAAGGCCUUCGUGCAGAAAGAAAUUUUGACGAGGCGCAGAUUGGAGGAGGUCUUUCGGAGCGAACCUAAAUACUUAUUACAAGAAUAUUUACGAUGGCUUCCGGAGUCGGCACAUUCGGAGGUGACGGUAAGCUGGCCACCUGUAGGAUAGAUUAAGGUUGUUAUUUUUUAAAUAAAUUUUAAAGGCGUU